Anguilla rostrata (American eel) is the source of this 2570-nucleotide messenger RNA. It is a transcript of the gene sspn, whose product is annotated as sarcospan (Kras oncogene-associated gene). The record is from RefSeq and is a predicted model, not a curated record. Bases 66 to 791 code for a protein of 241 amino acids. Gene Ontology annotation, cellular component: sarcolemma; dystrophin-associated glycoprotein complex. The transcript has 3 exons. NCBI's taxonomy places the organism in Eukaryota, Metazoa, Chordata, Actinopteri, Anguilliformes, Anguillidae.
GAGGAGAGACGGAGAGAGAGAGAGAGAGGAAAGGCAGCGUCGGAGAGAGAAGCAGACGAGCAGGAAUGGGGACGGAGGAGGAGAAGCGGCAGGCCGGCGCGGGCCCGGCGGCGGGGGACAAGAGCAAGGCGGCCGGGGGCGGCCCGGAGGGGAAGGGCGGCGGGGGCGGCGAGGCCGGCAGGCCGAGGCCGGGCCGGCGAACCUUCUGCAGCUGCCGCUUCCCGCUGCUGGUGGCCAUACUGCAGCUGCUCCUGGGCGUCGCCAUCACGGCGCUGGCCUUCGUCAUGACCAGCAUCAGCCCCUCCCUGCUGGCCAGGGAGACCCCACACUGGGCCGGGAUCAUCGUCUGCCUGGUGUCCCUGCUGGGGUUUGCCCUCUACUGCAUCACGUACCUUCCGGACGAGAAGACGUCGCUGCAGUUCGUUGCCAAGCUCCUGUACUUCCUGCUCUGCACCCUGGCCCUGGUCCUGUCCCUCCUGGCGCUGGCCUUCGCCGGGCACCACUACGCCCAGGUGAACGGCUUCACCUGCAGCCAGGAAGGGAGUGACUGCCGGUGCGUGCUGGAGCCCGAGGACCCCAUCGCCCGCUCCUUCCUGUACGCCGACGCGGGGGACUGCUCCUCCUUCACCAGCACCCUCAAGCUGUGCUUCAUCCUCCAGAUAGUGCUCAACCUGGCCCAGGCCCUGGUCUGCCUGGCGGCCGCCUUCGUCAUGUGGAAGCACAGGUACCAGGUGUUCUUCGCCGGCCUCCAGGUGGACUCGCUCUCCGUCGGCCAGUGGCAGAAGGUCUAGGUCUGGGGGGGGGGGGGGGGCGGGCUAUGGAGGGAAGCCCCUCCCCUUCCGGCCACCCAGCCAACCGUCGCAAGGAUGCGCGGUUCGCAUGCCCCUCCCGAGCACUGUGUGCGUUUGUGCGUGCCUUCCUUUUUCCCGGAGACGUGUUUUUCGGUGCGUUUGUUUUUCAAAUUUUUCUAUACCGACUCUUUUCGUUUAUGUUUUUCGCAUUUGCUUGAAGAUACCUCGCCGAUGCGUGUGCUAAAGCAGAUAUUCUUUCCAAAGACAAAACACAUUAAGGCAGUUAUGUAUCAAAAUUGAGCUCCAAUGCUCGGCGGGGAGAUGUGACAGAGGACGAAGGAGCGAAUUGCUUAGUCACACAGACAGGAAGGACAGCAGGACUCUCGGACGUGUAGACCUAUACGGGCAAGCCCAGCAGGGCAUCUUUAACAUACCCAUUUCAAAUCAUUUACCCGUAUUUUUAACAAACGUGUGAUUUAACAUACCCAUUUCUGAGCAUUUACCCGUCUUUUUAACAAACGUGUGAUUUAACAUACCCAUUUCUGAGCAUUUACCUGUCUUUUUAACAAACGUGUGAUUUAACAUACCCAUUUCUGAGCAUUUACCCGUCUUUUUAACAAACGUGUGAUUUAACAUACCCAUUUCUGAGCAUUUACCCGUCUUUUUAACAAACGUGUGAUUUAACACCCAUUUCAGAUCAUUUACCCAUCUUUUUAACAAACGUGUGAUUUAACAUACCCAUUUCAGAUCAUUUACCCGUCUUUUUAACAAACGUGUGAUUUAACAUACCCAUUUCAGAUCAUUUACCCGUCUUUUUAACAAACGUGUGAUACACAGCACUUUCUCUGAGAACCGAGCCUCUCUAGGGCCCGGGAAAAUGCACAUCUCAUCGUGGAUCACCCUUUCACCUGGUUUGAUAGCACUUUGCUUGUAGAUACAACCCUCACUGGAAUGGAAUGUAGUGCAAUAUAUGGUGCAUAAAGGUAUGUGGAAUCCCAUGUAAAAAAAAUAGUACACUAAGCAUACUUCAUUUGAACAUUCAUUAUACUUCAAGUAUUGUUUAGUAUAAACUAGUAUACUGCAGGAUACUACUUUUUCCACAUGGGAUUGUUGAAAAUGAGAAAUUGUUUUACAGCAGUGUGAUCUAAAUAAAUAUACAUAUAUAUAUAUAUAUAUAUUUGCAAUAUCUGAAAGCAUAUAAUUGGUUUUAUAUAGUGAAAUAACUGGAAUGUUUGCCAGUGCAUGGGGAAGUGUUGCAAUAUAUAGAUGAUAUAUUUUAUUUAAUCAGUAUGUUCCAUUCUGUAAGGGACAGCGACAGAACGAUAGUGUCUUAUUUUAUUUGUGCCCUAGUCGUAGAGAAUGUGGCAAUAGCACAGUAUAAUGGGAACUGCGCUUGUAACCUAGAGGUUGCAGGUAUGAUUCCUAGGUAGAACACUACCGUUGCACCCUUGAGCAAAUCAAGUAUUGCAUCAAUAAAUAUCCAGCUGUAUAAAUGGAUACCUUGUAAAAAUGCAAAAAAAAAAAAAAAAAGUAUGUCUGCUGAAUGCUUGCAGUGUAGUGAGAACAAAAUGGAAUCUAGAGGAGGAGCGGUGAGACCACCACAGCCAUUUAUUUUAUCAAGAGUUUGGCCUACAGUGUUCAUAAACCAUAUGUUGUGCACAAAUAUAUACAGUAUUGACGGGAUCGAUGCAUUGCAAUUUUACAAGUUUUACAUUUUGUCAUAGUGCGUAACUGACAAACAGUAAGCACUGCAAAAAGUGUGACAAAUGGGUGCAGAAA